Messenger RNA from Aphanomyces astaci, 2882 nucleotides. RefSeq lists its product as hypothetical. Gene Ontology annotation, molecular function: semaphorin receptor activity. Lineage: Eukaryota; Oomycota; Saprolegniomycetes; Saprolegniales; Verrucalvaceae. Gene Ontology annotation, cellular component: semaphorin receptor complex. Bases 102 to 2810 code for a protein of 902 amino acids. Gene Ontology annotation, biological process: regulation of cell shape; regulation of GTPase activity; negative regulation of cell adhesion. The transcript has 7 exons. The record is from RefSeq and is a predicted model, not a curated record.
AUUUAAUAAACACGUUAUGUUGAACCUACGUUUAAUUCCAACCGUACGCCAUACGUUUUAUUCCGAUCGUAGCCGUUUCAGUUUUGCCCCCAUGAACCACCAUGCGAGCGAACACCCUGCCGCCUGCAUCAGAUGGCAAUGCUUCUGUCCAAACGUCUCCUCCAUUCUAUGCGAAUGAGACGUCUCCUCCAUUCUAUGCGAAUGAGCUAUCUCCAGCAUGUGGCCCAUCCACUGGAGGCACAAAGUUCAUCAUUCACGGUUCUGGCUUCAACUUUAGCGGCAAUUCGCAGCAACAAUCCACGGCAACGCUGGCAUCGUAUUGGGCACAUCCCACGGAUCUCGACGAUGCCAAGGUUAGGUUCAUGCACGGCGACAAGAUCCUCGCAUCUGUAGCUGCUACGAUCCAGAACUCGUCCAAGAUCGAAUGUACCACCGUCCCGUACACCCGUCCGCUGCUCCAUACCACAUGUGAAUCCUGGGGCUCAGUGUCGUUGUGGAUCUCUGUUCGCGGCAGUCCGUAUGCUCAAUGCAAAACCCCAUUCGUGUAUUACCAUCAACCGUUCAUCUUCCACUUGAGUCCGCGCGCUGUAUCGGUCGCCGCCGUCGCGAACAACGACGCGGACGUGUCCCUGCGCUUGACCGUAGCGGCCACACCACAACACACGCAGACACACGCGCAGCGCGAGCGGCUAGCGCUGGACAUGCAACGCCACGUCAUGCACUUUCGCAUCGUGCCGCAGUCUCCUUCGGUGGCAUCUUCCUCGACGAUAGUAGCCGUUCGAGGCACCAUCCUUCCUGACGACGGCGCCGUCGACGGCGUGCGCGCCUCGAUCCACGUGCCGUCGCAGCUGGCCGUGGGCACAUAUGCAUUUCAAAUUGCGUUCAAUAACACUGACUUUCCACCCCUCCCGUCUGAUCCAAUACGAGCGAACCAUGCUGAUGAUGAUGAUAUGUGGACUUCGUGGACAUCGCACGGGCAAUUCAUGGUAUUCAGUCCCCCCACUCUGUCGGCAGUGUCGCCCACCGCUUGCUUCUACGCGGGAGGCCAGCAUGUGACACUGUACGGGCAGCAUCUAGCGCCGCCUGGCGUGACGUCCUCUCCUCGGCACCAUGCGACCGCUAAAGCCAUCGUGCGGUUCACCCAUGUCGUGUCCUCCAGUACAACCCACGCGACAUGGACUGGCGGAGGUGGUCCCUACUUUGUCCACGCCUCGUUUACAACGGACGACCCGACGACGUUGGUGGUGAAAUCACCUCGGUUUAACGACGCAGGACAGUACGAGGUGGCUGUGUCCGUCAACGGCGGCGUCCACUUCAGUGCGCUUUCGUCGUCGUUGUUGCUCGUGUACUGGAAACCGACGUGUGAAUACGUGACGCCCGCGUACGGCGUGUCCAUGGGCGGCACGGACCUCCAUCUGCGCAUUUCGUUUGGCCAACUGCGACACGAAGGUGAUCGCCCGAGGGUGGCGCUGGAAGACUCGACGUUUGACGAUCCAAAUGGACUCAUCCGCGUGCGCUUCAUGUCCGACUUGCUGCCCACCGUCCGCGGCCACGUGUCCUCGUGUCGCAAGUUCUUUCAUUGUACGACCCCCAAAAAUGCCAUGGUCGACCAGUUCCGUCAUUCGCAACUGGAAGCGAUGGGGCUGCAAGUGAGCGUCGACGGCGGGGUAGUUUUCUUUGACUUGACGCCCAAGACUCCGUUUAGUUACUACGCGCCCCCCAAGCUGCGCAUGUACACGCCGGUGCAGGGCCCCGCCACGGGCGGCACGACCGUCCAUUUGCAUGUGGGGGUGCCGAUUCCCGAUAUAUUCACAUGUCACUUGCGCUUCCGAGGGGCCAAGCUACUGCAUCAGGAUAUCCACGACGUCCCCAUGACCAAGUCCGCGGACGGACUCAUACUCACCUGUAUUUCGCCCAAGUGGCACUUGGAACCGGGUGAAGCGUACGCCAUGGCGCUCGUUGAAUUGACGCUGAACGGUGUCGACUAUGUGAGCGACACGACCGAGUUUGAGCCGUGUGACCACCCGUUGUUUGCUGGACUGGGCCACCAGUUUUGCUAUUAUGCACCGCCUCGUCUCACGGACGUUUCCGCGAAAUUUCUGUCGUGCCGCGGCCAUGACCAAGUGGUGAUCCGGGGCGCGGGUUUGCUCGAGUGUGGCGGCCCGAUCCGAGUCGCGUUCUCGAACGGCACGACGACGAAAUACGUGGACGCGAGUCGCGUCGACGGCGACCGCGUCGAGUGCCGCGCCCCGCCGUUUGCGCCGGGACCAUGUGACGUGGCCGUGUCGUUGAACGGCCAGCAAUUCACCGGCGAUUGGACGGUGGGCAGCCACUUAAAGCUGGCAUCAAGAUCGCCCACCCAAGUGCAGUUUGUGGAAGAGCCGGUGUUUACAAUGCUUGCGCCUGCGAAAGGACCCAAGGCUGGCGGCACGGAGCUGCGGAUAUUCGGAGAGCAUUUCGUCGACACGGGGCAGAUACGCGUCCGCUUUGCGACGUCCACGUUUGAGGUCGUGGUACCGGGGGUCGUCACCCAGUACGUGGCAAGCAGAGGAGUUGAUGUUGCAGUGCAAGUUCUCGAUAAGUUAUCGUGGCGUGUGAAGUGUGUAUGUAUUUCGUGCGAUUGUAAGAUGAUAUUUUGCUUCUUCGGGUACGUACGUAGUGGUGUGCUCCAGUGCGUGACCCCAAAGUGUCCUGUGGAUGGAGAGGAGACGGUGGUGGUGGUGGCGGCGCUGGACUGGGCGAUUGCCGAUGGCGCCAUGUACAUCGUGUCGCACAAGUCCAAGUUGAAGCCCGUGUUUGUGUACGAGUAAUAAUGGAUAUGAUUGCUGCUCGAGUCCAAGUAACAACGUUAAAAACAACAAUCACGUCUUAUAACGUCCUGA